AUGCUGUUGAAAAUAUUUUAUCAGCAUACAAAUAAUUAAAUGAAGAAAAGUCAUCGUCAUAAAAAAAGAGUAUAGAAAAAAGUACCUGAUUAUCUUACCAAAAUAAAAUCAAGUAUCAAAGACAAAAAUAAAAUAAUUAGAAAAUAUGCAAAUUAGUAAACUAAAGAAAUGGAUAAAUAGAAAUAUUUGAUCUUAAGAAGAAAUUCAAUUACUAAAAUUGGACUUAAAAAAAUAAGAAUCUAUAAAUGA
Paramecium sonneborni is the source of this 249-nucleotide messenger RNA. NCBI's taxonomy places the organism in Eukaryota, Ciliophora, Oligohymenophorea, Peniculida, Parameciidae. The record is from the annotation of a GenBank genome assembly.